Seriola dumerili (greater amberjack) is the source of this 1349-nucleotide messenger RNA. RefSeq names its product myotrophin (gene mtpn). Gene Ontology annotation, cellular component: nucleus; cytoplasm. The record is from RefSeq and is a predicted model, not a curated record. Bases 309 to 665 code for a protein of 118 amino acids. Gene Ontology annotation, molecular function: protein binding. Gene Ontology annotation, biological process: regulation of barbed-end actin filament capping. NCBI's taxonomy places the organism in Eukaryota, Metazoa, Chordata, Actinopteri, Carangiformes, Carangidae. The transcript is spliced from 5 exons.
GUAACGGCAUCGGAAACACUUCUCGCUUGUAAAAAGGCGGAUCCCUGUCUGCUACUUUGCCUUUCAGAACUUCUUUAGAACCUAUUUUUUCCUCGGCGGCUCCCAGUUACACGCCAAAUCCAACUCAUAUUGCUUUCUGAAGUAUUAAAACGGCAUUGUAUUCAGUCGAGUUCUACGACCGUCCUCGCCCCGACGGCAGAAAGAGUUUUCCAGCUCCAGCUAGCUAACUUUUAACGCACUAGCAUUCAACUUGACAAUUGCUCUGCAGCACAACAGGGAAGAAGCAGCACCGGAGCAUACACAGGAAGAUGGGAGAUAAAGAACUGAUGUGGGCAUUGAAAACCGGAGACCUGGACGAGGUCAAAGCCAAACUGGUAACGGCUGAGGAUGCAAACCGGACCCUGGAUAGCGGGAGAAAGCCUUUGCACUACGCUGCGGACUUUGGUCAGACAGAUGUGGUGGAGUUCCUCAUUUCUAAGGGAGCAGAUGUCAAUGCUCCUGAUAAACACGGGCUCACUCCACUGAUGUCUGCCUGUUACGAGGGUCAUCUCUCCUGUGUCAAGGUCCUGCUAGAAGGGGGUGCUGACAAAGACGGGAAAGGACCGAACGGCAUCAGUGCCUUUGAAGCUGCCGAGAGCGACGCCAUAAAGGCUCUGCUCAAGUGAGGAGCCCGCGGUGUAGGAGGUGGCUGGACAGACCAAACCAUCCCUCCAGUCCAAUACUGAAAUUUGGGAAAUGUUGGGUGAGAGAGGUCCAGAGGCCAGUCCAGAUUUUCCUUUUCUACUUGGCCCUGUAUCACUUACAUAUCAAAUGGUGUUAUUGACAAAAUUUCAUGUUGGUAAUGCAUAAAAGAUAUUGUGUAUUCUUUGACCAAUCACCAUGCUGGCUAACUAGAAAGACUUGAAUGUUGCAAUAUUAAGCAUCUGUUACUGAAUCCUUUUUUUGAAGCGAUGUUAACAUCACAUAGUAGGAUGAGGAGUUUUAGAAAUUGGUUCAUUUUGUCAGCCCUAGAGUGAGAUUUCAGAGCAAGAAUUCCUUUUUUCGUUGCAGCUUCUCCGUGUAUUUUGUAACUGAUAGGCUGUGGGGUAACUGAACGAGGGGUAAAUGGAGGGGUUAGAAUUAAAACUGGAUGGUGGGGGGCCGUUAAUAUUCCCCUUGCCUUGGAUUUGGUUAGAAGCCCUGCCUGUUGCGCUGCAUGUCAAAACUGCCUCUGCUUUUACGCUAUGAAAUGGUCACUGUCCUCUCUCGGUUGCUUUCAAAUGAAUUGCUACAAUGUAAUGGACAAAAUAAAAUAAAAAAAUGCUCUUGCUGACUUUGUUGUGACAAAAAGUCUGUAAAAAAAAUGAAAU